AUGGCAUCCACGUCUUUGAAAGGCACUCGCAAAACGUACAGCUUCGAGGAGCGCAGAAUUCUUAUAUCACUGAUAAACAAAUACGAAAUCAUCGAAGGCAGAAAGUCAGAUUCCGUGUCCAUAUGUAAACGGAGGUCAGCCUGGUCACUGGUUGCCGAGGAGUACAAUUCGUUGGUGGGACCUCAAGCUGCACGAUCUGCGGUGCAGCUCAGACGUUGCUGGGAAAAUAUGAAAGCAUGCAAGCGUAAUCGCGAAGAGAAGAAAUCCCGUGCGAAAGCGGUUUGUCAAUCGACGAAAGAUGAGACUCUGGGGAGGAGUCAAUGCUGGGAAGUUGCAACUUGCAGUCAGAAUACAGAAUUGGAAGCGCCAAAAUCUACUGGAACAGUUGGAUUGCCACCGAAUGUGUUAUUCGAGCCAACGGAUUCCGAGCCGUUCACAUUGCAAAGCGUUUGCACCACGAGGUUUCAGAAGCCGAGCUGUUCAAAGGAUGCAGAUAGUUGCCGAGACAUGAGUUAUGGCGAUAUGUUCAAGCAAACGAUCGCUGAUGGAAACAAAUGUGACACUUUCAUUGCAUCUUACGGCCCGAUAGUUGAUUGUCAAGAGAAAUCGGUGAAAACAAACGCCGAUUCGCUUACAGUUAACCAAUCGGCGGACGAUGCCCUCGAGAAAGGUCACGUAAAUUCGGGAUCGAAUACUUCGCACAUCUUAACAUCAUCCUCCGUCAUGCAUCAGUAUAAUCGCAAGAGAAAAUCCGCGCAACGAGAGGAAGAGUUGCAUAUGCUUGCGCUCUCCGAGGCGCAGAUGAAGGUCGACAUCGCCGCGAUGCUGAAGGAGGAGGCAAGGAUCAAGUUGGAGGAAGCUCACUACCGUAAGGAAGAGGCACGGCUUAGGAUGCUGCUCUUUACUUACAAAGUGGACAGAGUCAAAUAGGAAUGAUGGGAACCGGAUAAUAUAU
Harpegnathos saltator (Jerdon's jumping ant) is the source of this 955-nucleotide messenger RNA. RefSeq names its product myb/SANT-like DNA-binding domain-containing protein 3. The coding region runs from base 1 to 930 and encodes 309 amino acids. The record is from RefSeq and is a predicted model, not a curated record. Lineage: Eukaryota; Metazoa; Arthropoda; Insecta; Hymenoptera; Formicidae. The transcript is spliced from 3 exons.